Molecule: messenger RNA, 2360 nt
Organism: Lemur catta (Ring-tailed lemur)
Lineage: Eukaryota; Metazoa; Chordata; Mammalia; Primates; Lemuridae
Gene: ZNF207
Product: zinc finger protein 207
Exons: 12
Coding region: 172-1659 (495 amino acids)
Cellular component (GO): nucleus
Source: RefSeq, a predicted model, not a curated record
CCGACGCAGUGGCUGACGGGAGGCGGAGCAGCAAACGAGGCCGUCGGCCAUUUUGUGUCUGUUCCCUGUGAGACGCGGUGGUAGCCGUUGGUUGGGCAAAGUGAGCGAUUUUUUUUCCUCGUUUUUCCUGCUUCUUUUCUCCUCCUUUUUCUUCGUCCGUAGAGCGCAGUUAUGGGUCGCAAGAAGAAGAAGCAGCUGAAGCCGUGGUGCUGGUAUUGUAAUAGAGAUUUUGAUGAUGAGAAGAUCCUUAUACAGCACCAAAAAGCAAAGCAUUUUAAAUGCCAUAUAUGUCAUAAGAAAUUGUAUACAGGACCUGGCUUAGCUAUUCAUUGCAUGCAGGUGCAUAAAGAGACAAUAGAUGCUGUACCAAAUGCAAUACCUGGGAGAACAGACAUAGAGUUGGAAAUAUAUGGUAUGGAAGGUAUUCCAGAAAAAGACAUGGAUGAAAGACGGCGACUUCUUGAACAGAAAACACAAGCAGAAAGUCAAAAAAAGAAGCAGCAAGAUGAUUCUGAUGAAUAUGAUGAUGAUGACUCUGCAGCCUCAACUUCAUUUCAACCACAGCCUGUGCAACCUCAACAAGGUUAUAUCCCUCCAAUGGCUCAGCCAGGACUGCCACCAGUUCCAGGAGCCCCAGGAAUGCCUCCAGGCAUACCUCCAUUAAUGCCAGGUGUUCCUCCUCUGAUGCCAGGAAUGCCACCAGUUAUGCCAGGCAUGCCACCUGGAUUGCAUCAUCAGAGAAAAUACACCCAGUCAUUUUGCGGUGAAAACAUAAUGAUGCCAAUGGGUGGAAUGAUGCCACCUGGACCAGGAAUACCACCUCUGAUGCCUGGUAUGCCACCAGGUAUGCCUCCCCCCGUUCCACGUCCUGGAAUCCCUCCAAUGACCCAAGCACAGGCUGUUUCAGCACCAGGUAUUCUUAAUAGACCACCUGCACCAACAGCAACAGUACCUGCGCCACAGCCUCCAGUUACUAAGCCUCUUUUCCCCAGUGCUGGACAGAUGGGGACACCUGUAACAAGCUCAAGUACAGCUUCAUCCAAUUCAGAAAGUCUGUCUGCAUCUUCUAAAGCUCUGUUUCCUAGCACAGCACAAGCUCAGGCAGCUGUCCAAGGACCUGUUGGUACAGAUUUCAAGCCUUUAAAUAGUACCCCUGCAACAACUACAGAACCCCCAAAGCCUACAUUCCCUGCUUACACGCAGUCUACAGCUUCAACCACUAGUACAACGAAUAGUACUGCAGCUAAACCAGCAGCUUCAAUAACAAGUAAGCCUGCUACACUUACGACAACCAGUGCAACCAGUAAGUUGAUCCAUCCAGAUGAGGAUAUAUCACUGGAAGAGAGAAGGGCACAGUUACCUAAAUAUCAACGUAAUCUUCCUCGACCAGGACAGGCCCCCAUUGGUAAUCCACCAGUUGGACCAAUUGGAGGUAUGAUGCCACCACAGCCAGGCAUCCCACAGCAACAAGGAAUGAGACCCCCAAUGCCACCUCAUGGUCAGUAUGGUGGUCAUCAUCAAGGCAUGCCAGGUUAUCUUCCUGGUGCUAUGCCGCCAUAUGGGCAGGGACCGCCAAUGGUGCCCCCUUACCAAGGUGGGCCUCCUCGACCUCCGAUGGGAAUGAGACCUCCUGUAAUGUCGCAAGGUGGCCGCUACUGAUCUUACUUCAUCCAGUCUAAUAGGUUUGGAGAUUAAACCUUUUCUCAACUUGUGCUGUUUAUAUAGCCAAGCUUCCGUCAAUAAGGCUUCAUUGUGACUUUAACAAACAUUAUCUUCCCACAUACCAGGAACUAUUGGACAUUUAUUUUACAUGGGAAAAAUUAUUUGGAAUAAUAAAAGCAGGAACUUUUCCUGAAGUUGCAAUUUAUACUGUAUGGCUUCUUUUUCAUGUUUCAUCUAGGUUUUUAGAAGUGAAGUAUAGUAAAUUUGGUUCGUUAAAUUGUGAAGGCGCUGGAAUUACAUGAACAUACCACCUUAAUAAAGGCAAGUUCUGUAAGCUUACAUUGCUAUUUGUAAAGUUAUGCCUUCACAGCAUUUCAGAUGCUGUUGGACUUCAUGUCCCCAACAUAGCUUGGUGAGGGCUGUAACUGUUUCCAAGUACCUGUACAUUGGAAGUCUGAAUGUGUAACAAUAUUUAAUGUAUUUAGAGUUCCUCAUGUUGCAGGGUUUAAGAAAUCUGACCCACCAAGGUCAUGUGACUUUUCUGUACUGUUAAACUUCAUUGUAAUAAAAUGAGAGAAAAAUUUAUGCCUUUUUAUUCAUAACCCAGCUGUGGACCACUGCCCAAAAGGUUUGUACAGAUGCAUGCCAUAGUAGAUGUCCACAUAAUAAAAUUCAUAGUUACCAAUGCAGUUUUGAUA